CCACCCAAUCUGCAACCUCACCUUCCCCGUCUCCACUCUUCUCCUUGUCCAGCUCGAUUCCGUCGCGGUUCACCUCGUCUCCAACUCCGACAGGCGCCAGCGCGUUCCUCUGCUCGUUCCGCCGCCGGGACACCUCGGGCGGCUGCCCGACCUCGCCUCAGUGGUGGAUCCGCCCCCGCGCUCCUCAAGGUGAAAGAAGCCUCUACUUUCUGCAGUUUCGAUGACCCAGGAUGUGAGGAUGUGUAUGGCCGGUCAUGCAAUGCUUGCCGUGUGUGCAUGGAUGUUUGAGGUGUUCCUUUCCGUUGCAAGAUCACAGGACUGACGUGCCUAAGUUUUGCUGCUCUUCUUGUAGCAAUGGAAAGGGUUGCUCUUAGAACUAGAGCAGUGGAGGAAUUAAGGCGUCUAAGUACAGUUGCUGAACAUGACAACAGACCAGCAGAGCAGCAGUACUGUGAUCAUUUCUCCAUAAGGGAGUAUGUUGCUCAGCUUCAGAAGAAGGAUCCAAUACUUUAUUCUCUAUCUCAGAUUUUUCGUGAACAGCGACAACACGAUGACCACAACAACUUGUCCCCACUUUCAGUGGCAAAGUUUCGACGAUGGAAUUGCUCAAAUUGCUUGGAUAAAGUGGAAAAUUCAGAUCACAGAACUACAUCUAGAACUGUUUCUAUGACGCAGGAUGGCACUAAUGAUGGUUGCUCCAUCUCAUUUGUUCGGACAAUAAUGCCUACUAGUGUUGAUUCCAGAAGGCUGUUUCCUUGCACACAACAAUCAUCUCAAGGGAAUAAUGCUGGUGCAUCAACUUUUUCGAAGAGUGCCCAAGAAUGCAAUUCAAAAUGCAACUCUCCUUCUGGCAGCAAAGGAGUACUUACUGAGGUGAAUGUUGAUCCAGCCACAAAAGAGUUACAGGGGUCGCCCAAUAAUCUUGAUGUGAUGGCAAAUAUCUCUAAUGAUAUUUCCGUGGAUGUUGCUGAUUUUCCUGAUGUUCCUCAGAUGAUAUCGAGCAAAGCAGGAAUUGGCACAAAAGAGUUACAGGUGUCGCCUGAUAAUCUUGAUGUGAUGGCAAAUAUCUCGAAUGAUGUCUCUGUGGAUGUUACUGAUGUACCUGAUGUUCCUCGGAUGAUAUCAAGCAAAGCAGGAAAUGGCACACAAAGUCCGUGCAGUCCAAAACCUUGUGAAGUGCCAAACGAAGAUGAAGAUGAAAUAACUCAAGAUGUUCAGAAUGAAUGCAAUGCUUGCACUGUUCCUAAACUAAUAUAUGGGCACAAAGGCCCUAAAUCAAUAUAUGGGCACAAAGCCAGUCAAGUCCGCAACAGGGGUCCACGCCAAGCAGCUUCAAAAAGAAAUGCUGGAUCUAAUAGUAAGAAGAAAAAGAACAAACCCGUUGACAUGGCUGCCAUUUCAGAUCUCAAAUUUUGUCAGAGAAAGCCAAAAAAGACUCGGCUAUUAUCAGAAUUGAUAGAUACUGACAAGGUAAGGGGUUCUGCAAACGCCAUUGAAGUUCGUCAUGCAAGCAUUGUUGUUCUCUGUGAGAAUGAUAAAGGCAAAAUGUUAUUGGAGGUAGGAAAUGAUAAUGACACUUCUGUUAGCAGCAAGAAAGUGGAAGAAAUUCAAUCAGGAACUAUCCAGAACAAGACACACCUCAGAGUAGAUAAUGUAGACGAUGGGUCUUCUCUCAUGAACUGGCUGAAAAAAACUCAUAAGAAAGUAAGGACUGAGAAAAAAGACUCAGGACACAAGAAUGUUCAUUCUUCUGUUAUUUCAAACUCUACUCCAGAUAUACCUGCUUCUAAAGAUAUGCAUCAUGAUUUUCUACCCUCAGUGGGAGAUAUGAACCAGAAAGAAGUGCUAUCUAUCUCCAACGCCAAGCAUGGGAAUGAAAACAUACAGAAUUAUAAUCUAGAGAGAAAUAUGCAGAAGGCAGAUGACCUUUCCCAAACCCAAAAUGUGCCCGGGAACUCUAAACAGAAAUUAUUGUCAAAGGGAAAAUCAACGAUUUUGAUAAAGCGGAAAGUUCUGCCUACCGCCAGUGCCCAACAUGGUGGUGAAAACGCUGAGAACAGUACUGUAAAGAGAAAUAUGCUCAAGGCAGAUGAUCUAUGUCACAUGGCGUCUGAAAACACUGUGCAAAGAUGUCUGACAAAGGUUUCACUGGGUAAGCGUGAUAUCCAUAAUGUGCCUGGCCUUCAUCAUCAGAAAAUGCCCAAGAAUAAGAAGAAACGGAAGCUAGAGAUUCAUGAGAAACAGACUGCGAUGGAUGACAUCCCCAUGGACAUUGUUGAACUUCUCGCCAGAAAUCAGCGUGAGAGACAACUUAUGACUGGCACCGAUUCUUUGGAAAACAAUCAUACCCGACCCAAAGUAACUGCAGAUGAUUGUGCCCAAAUAGCUGCCAAGCAUGGUUCAAUCGACACAUCUACGGUGUUUGACACUAAUUUACAGAAGUCAUUGGCAUCAGAAAGGAAGAAGUCAUUACAGGGCCAUGCAUCAUCAAGCACAGAGGCUGCCAGUGUGCAUCCUUUGGAGGAGUUACAUACACAGAAGUCAUUACAAGGUCAUGCAAUAUCCAGCGCAGAGGCUCCCAAUGGGCACCCUUCGAAGUUACAGAUGCAAAAAUCAUUACAGGUUCACGCAGCAUCCAUCACAGAGGCUGUUAAUGUGUAUCCUCCAAAGCUACAUAUUCCAGAUCUUUUGAAGUGCACCCAGGAACAACAGACACAUUUAAGCAUGGACGAAGAUGUCACUAUUGCUUGUACCUCACCAGCAUUUUCACAUCAUCAACAUAUUGCUGAAGUACCUGUUCAGAGCUGGAGCAAUAAAGGAACAAAGAAGCUAAUGUGGGAUUCUUUCAAGGCAGCUUCAAGGAAUUCACCAACGUCAACAUAUGGUUCUCAAUUCAGACAUUGCAUUCGAGAAGUUGAUUCAGCUUCCACUUAUGUGCUUGGAGCUUCUAAUAGUUAUCCAACUCACCAGCCAGUAAUUGCGGCCAUAGACCACUACACAAACAAAGCAGUUAACCAGGUCCAGCCAAGAAGUUUUCCAAGUACAGUAUCAACCAUGGGAGCUGAUAAGCUGUAUGAUCAAAGGAUUGUUGGACAAUCAGGCCUGUAUCCAAACGAAGCCAUGCCUGCAACACAUCUUCUGAGACUGAUGGAUUCAUCAACCGCAUCAGGCUUCACAAACUAUGAAAUGCCUCACAGGAACCAGAUGGAAUUUCAGACUCUCGGUUCACAAUACGUGCAUAAUCAGUACAAAGCAUCACCCAACACAUCAUAUGGAAGUCACCUAAUUGAAAAGGCUCCAUUGACACUGCAAGACUUGUCACGGCAUCAGGUUCACCAAAAUUUGCACAGACCUUUACGCCCUCAUCCUAGAGUUGGUGUGCUUGGUUCCUUGCUGCAGCAGGACAUUGCAAACUGGUCUGAGAGCUGUGGGACACAGUCUGGAUAUAGACUGGGUGUGUCUAAAGGGAUAACAUCAUUUGAUAUGAAUAGAAAAGAAAAUUAUGAGGCCUUGAACUCAGGAAUGUUUUCAGCAAGAUGGAAUGCCCUGCAGUUGGGUUCUGUUAGUUCUGCUGCAAAUCCAGAAUAUUCGUUACCAAGAUAUGGUGUAGCUCAAUCUUGGACCAGGGGCGAUGGGAAAAUGGUUCAUCCCUUGGAUAAGCUUGUCAGAAAGGAUAUCUGCGUGACUAAUAGAAAUCCAGCUGAUUUUACUGUAAUUAGUGACAACAACGAGUAUAUGAUAAACCUUUGAGGCACAGAGUGUGCAUAGUUCUAAAACAUUUAGAUUCACAAACUUCACCUUGUCAAUGCUAAGCGAUCAUCAUUGGACAUUGGUAGAGGAAGGCUUUACUGAAUCUUUUGCAAGGACCAACAGCUACCAUGGUCAGGUGCAGCCUCCAGUUUAUGUUUGUGAUGUAACAGGCGAAGAACUGAUCUCCAGUAACUGUGGCAAACCCCAAUAAACUUACUUUGCUUUGUACAAGAGAAAAAAUGUAGGCAUGUGGCCAUAGAAUGGUUUGCUUGUUUUGUAAUUACCAUAGGGGUUGUACAAUGUUGUUGUUGUGGUUGUACAAUGUAUUUUUAUGGUCGAUUAACUAGUUCUGGUUGUGAGUUUUAUAAAACAUCAUAUUACUUUGGUUUA
Molecule: messenger RNA, 4140 nt
Organism: Phragmites australis (common reed)
Lineage: Eukaryota; Viridiplantae; Streptophyta; Magnoliopsida; Poales; Poaceae
Exons: 7
Coding region: 355-3750 (1131 amino acids)
Biological process (GO): negative regulation of flower development; negative regulation of DNA-templated transcription; shoot system development
Source: RefSeq, a predicted model, not a curated record